GGGUAUGUCUGUUUUUUAUCAGUCCCGAGAUAAACGUCGGAGAACCGAGACCACAACCACUACUGAUUUCGGUGUGAGUUUGCGCGUGUGAAUAUUUUAUUUUUGUUAUUCCCGCGUGAAAAAUGAAGGCAAUAGAAAAGAGAGGCAGAUGUAGCGCGGGGUCAGCAGACAAGCCCGGCAUGCAGCUGGCUGCUGCCAACGUGGGCUCACACCUGCAACACAUGUGCACGCUCGACAUCGACUCCAAGGCCUCGUACGUGCGUCUGUCCGGCAUCAUCUGUACUAUUGGACCCGCCUCCCGCGAUGUGUCCAUGCUUGAGAAAAUGCUUGAGACUGGCAUGAAUGUGGCCCGCAUGAACUUCUCUCACGGCUCCCACGAGUACCACGCGGAGACUAUUCGCAACUGUCGCGAGGCCGAGAAGAACUACAGCGCGAAGAUCGGCGCCCCGUUCUCACUCGCUAUCGCGCUGGACACCAAGGGACCUGAGAUCAGGACUGGUCUGCUGGAAGGAGGCGGUUCAGCGGAAGUGGAACUGAAGAAGGGCGAGACCAUCAAGUUAACGACCGACCCGUCGUUCCAAGAGCGCGGCUCGGCGCAGACCGUGUACGUGGACUACAAGAACAUCACCACCGUCGUCAAGCCUGGCAACAGGAUCUUCAUUGACGACGGACUGAUCUCCGUCAUCUGCCAGUCCGCCAGUGCUGAUACCCUGACCUGCACUAUUGAGAAUGGAGGUAUGCUCGGUUCAAGGAAGGGUGUGAACCUCCCCGGCCUGCCCGUCGACUUGCCCGCUGUGUCGGAAAAGGACAAGUCCGACUUGCUGUUCGGCGUUGAACAAGGCGUGGACAUGAUCUUCGCGUCGUUCAUCCGCAACGGAGCGGCGCUGCACGAGAUCCGCUCCAUCCUCGGCGACAAGGGACGCAACAUCAAGAUCAUCUCCAAGAUCGAGAACCACCAGGGCAUGGUCAACCUCGACGAGAUCAUUGCUGAAUCUGACGGCAUCAUGGUCGCGCGUGGUGACCUCGGUAUCGAGAUCCCGCCGGAGAAGGUGUUCCUCGCUCAGAAGACCAUGAUCGCUCGCUGCAACAGAGUGGGCAAGCCGGUGAUCUGCGCCACACAGAUGCUGGAGUCGAUGGUGAAGAAGCCGCGCGCCACCCGCGCCGAGAUCUCCGACGUCGCCAACGCCAUCCUCGACGGCGCCGACUGCGUCAUGCUGUCGGGCGAGACCGCCAAGGGCGACUACCCGCUCGAGUGCGUGCUCACCAUGGCCAACAUCUGCAAGGAGGCCGAGGCCGCCAUAUGGCACAAGCAGCUCUUCAACGACCUCGUCUCCGAGGUGAAAGCCCCACUCGAGCCGGCGCACUCGACAGCGAUCGCGGCGGUGGAGGCGUCCACCAAGUGCCUCGCGUCCGCCAUCGUGGUGAUCACCACCAGCGGCAAGUCGGCGCACCUGCUCAGCAAGUACCGCCCGCGCUGUCCCAUCAUCGCCGUCACCCGCCACCCGCAGACCGCCCGCCAGGCGCAUCUCUACAGGGGCGUGCUGCCCAUCGUAUACUCCGAGCCGGCAGCGGGAGACUGGUUGAAGGACGUGGACAACCGCGUGCAGAGCGGCUUGAGGUUCGGGCGCAACCGCGGUUUCAUCAAGACCGGCGACCAUGUCGUGGUGGUCACCGGCUGGCGACAGGGAUCCGGCUUCACCAACACCAUGCGCGUCAUCCAAGUGGAGUAAAUCACGAGUCCAGCACAAAUCAUCGAACAAGUUAUUUUUUUUAAGUAUUAGCGCAAGUGAUAGGACGUAACGUUGAAUUGUUAGGACGCUGCCAACAAUUGCUGUCGAAGCUUACGUCGAAAGUACAGUUACAAUCACAAAUGCUUAUGUAUUUUGUAUAUAUUUGCAUUUAAACGCACGCGUCAUCACAUAUUCAUGAAAUUUCAAACAAAUUAAUGAAUGAAUGUGCCUAAUUUGUUUUCAUGCUGACUGUACUUUAAGUGAUCCUACACAGCACGUUACAGUGAUAUAUGUAUAAAAGGAAUGUAUCUCAAAAUUCUAUUAGUCCUAGGCGUACAUAUUUAUUUGAGUAAUUUAUAAAGUGACAACAUUGUAUAUUGCGAAAUGCGAUAAUAAAAUUUUUAAAAAUGUG
Molecule: messenger RNA, 2142 nt
Organism: Manduca sexta (tobacco hornworm)
Lineage: Eukaryota; Metazoa; Arthropoda; Insecta; Lepidoptera; Sphingidae
Product: pyruvate kinase
Exons: 11
Coding region: 123-1730 (535 amino acids)
Biological process (GO): glycolytic process
Cellular component (GO): cytoplasm
Molecular function (GO): potassium ion binding; pyruvate kinase activity; magnesium ion binding
Source: RefSeq, a predicted model, not a curated record